AUGGCUUCGCAACCGCGGUCGAAAAAAUGUAAAUAAAACUUCACGUCGUUCUGUCAUUGUAGUAGACAAAAUUUAUUCGAAGUUUUUCAACUCACACAGUUCUAUUCCUAGUGUUUUCAAGUACUAACGAAGCAGUUUGUCGUGUUUUAUUAUAAAUGGCAUGGAAUCACCGCUUCUCGAGGUCCUAAGUGGCUCUGCAAACUUAUCAUAAACCUAAACCUUUCAAGGAAAAAGUAUGUGAAGUUCUUUUUACCUCAGUUUUGGUACAAAAUAACAAUGGAGAAUAUCCCUGUGCAGUUUACAGUUCCUCCGCCAAGUUACGCCAUGGCACCCCCGCCUCCUCUGCCAACAAUGGCCCCCCCACCCCUUCCGAUGGCUCCCCCACCUCCACCACCACCAAUGAGCUCAUAUCAGCAGCAGACGCAACAGAUGUCCAAACAGAUGUCUGUACCAAUGUCAGGGGCGACUAACCCUACAUGGGUGACACCAGUGAAUGAUUGGCGAGGACCAAUGCCACGGCCAGUCAGGGCCUUCAAUUCAAGACAGCCAUGGCGAGGAGCUCAGCGCUUCAAGAAUCACUCUCGUUUCUCUCCGUACAAUCGGCAGCAGGCUCCUUACAACAACAAUUUUCAGCAAAAAAAGCAGCAGCAAGGAGUUUUUGCUGUCCCGUUUCCUCCAAGAAGAAUGAAAGUAGCUAAUAAAACCCCUGGAAGACCAGCCCCCUCUAAACCGGCAUCAGAGGCUGAAGGAGAAAACAGUGUCAAGAAAAAAGGCAAAAAGAGAUCAAUGUCUGAAAAGUAUCCCACAAAGCCAUGGAACCGGGAGGAUGCUGAGAAAGCUCUGGCGAUAGAAAACAAGUUCAGAAACUUGAACAGCAACAACGCUGUUAUGAUUAGAUUUCCUGAUCCAGAGCUGUCCAAGGAAAUCGUGAGAAGUUAUCAUCCUGGAAUCAAAUCGGUGCAUUUCCAAGCCCCCAGUGGCCAAAGGUAUUGUUUCGUUCAGUUACGAGAAGGUGCUAAUGUAGAUGAAGCUAUUGAAGACUUAAAUUUAGUUGAAUUUGGUAAUGGGCGACUCAUAGCGGAAAGAAAAACGACAAUGAAAGAAGAUGAUGCUGUUGUCACCCCAGAAUGUAUAGAUCCUUACACGCUUUAUGUUGGUAAUCUACCAGUCAGCAUAACUGCCAGCCGUAUAAGGGAACAAUUUCCUAAUUCAUCCAGAGUAGAUAUUGGGUUUGCUCAGAAAAUGAAAUUCACUAGGUGGGCUUUCAUCAGGUUUGAAAAUGUAGAUCUAGCAAUCGAAGCCUUUAAGUCAGCUAUAAACCUAGAGUUUGACUCAAGGUCUGUUGUGUUAAGGUUUAGACGUGCAACCGCAAAACAAUUAGGUAUCUGUGAUCAAUCAAAGAAUGUGAAGACUGAAAAUAUAGUAGAAAAACAGUCGAGUUCAGGAAGCAACUCAUCAAAAGAAGCCGCAAAAGAUUCUCAAAUUAAGAAAGAACCGAAGCUUGAGUCUACAGAAGAAGACGAUGAAGAAGACUAUGAGCAAGAUAUCGAAAAUGAAUUGGACUCAGUUAUGGGAGAUGUCGACACUUACACAGAGCUUGGUGAUGAUGAGCUCGACUACAUGUACAAUAUCGGAAAUGAGGUGGAUGACGAUGAUGAUGAGGACGAGGUAGUGGCUUAUUCUACAUCUUGCAAUAUGAACAAACGAUUUAACAUUGACAACGAAGAUGACGAUGAUGACGAUGACGAAGAAGUAGAGCGUCUUCCAUUCCGCUCUAAUCUCCACGAUAACAGUGAUGAUGAUGAGCCUUUCCUGAGGAACCGAAGUUUUCUCUAAAUUGUGAUACUGAAAAGUUUUUCUGUGAUUGCUUAUGAGGGUCUGUAAGAGUUGAGUAAUUUUGAGCUUCCUAAAGCUCAGUUUUUAGCCUACCCCUUGUGGUAAUAGCUAGUCAGAUUUUGACUAGUUUAAGAUGUCAAAUUAAGAUUUAUCGUUUGUAUACAAAUUGCAAUUUCUCAAUCAUAACUUAGGCAGUCUAUCUUCAAAAAGAAAACCCCUGAAAAUUCCAUAUUUCAUGGAUUUAUUUUGAUCUUGAGUUGGCUUUACAUUUGAAUUAAUUUCUCGUUGUGGUUAUAAGUAUUGGUGCUUCAUUUUUCGUUUUGCAAAGCUGCAUGCAGUUCAUCUUGGACUAUGUGUUAGUACGCUUUUCUUGGAUGGAACUUUUUGUAUCUAAUUUGAAAUUAAUCAGCAUACUAUUAAUUCAAAUUUUCAAGUUUUGCGUUGUAAUAUUUGCAGUAAAAGGACGUUUAAAAGCCAACAUCUGAAGUAUUACAAGAAUUAAAGUGACAUUUCAACACUAUUUCUCCAUGGCUUGUGAAGCGAUUAUGGAUAGGGACCUGAUAGGAUCUUCAGAUUCGUUGAAUCUAGAAAGAGCAUAUAACUUGAAGAAAUAUUAGGAAGGUAGGAUUGAAAGAAAAAGAGUUAUACUGUUUUAAAAUUCAAUAGAUUAUGAUCAUGGAAGAAUAUGGUCGUAAUUUUGGGAAGCUUUUCAAAGCAUUUUCACUAUUUAUACAUUAAUUAAUGGCAGGAAAAACAGUUCUUCAUAAAUCAAGUAAUCCAUUGGACAGGGAACUAUCACAAUACAGAACAGAGCAUCUUAUAACUUGACAGAUAAUGUUAGCAAACACCAACUUAGAUUCUUUUGUUAAUCCUAGCAUUUUGAUGUUGUACGUUCAACUACUGCAAGUACCUUUACCUAUGUUCUCACUGCUUUAAUUUAUGUUUUUGUCAUGUACCUUAUUAAUUUAUAAGCUAUCUGUAGUCCUAAUGUAAAUCACACAUCACAUUUUAUUUGUUUUAUCAUAAUAUACUGCUCAGUUUAUUAGGUCCUCUUUUGAAUAUAAAGCAAAAGCGUUGUCAGUACCUAUAUGAAUAGGGCAGGCAUGUUGGUGUAAAAAAAAUAUUAUCCUUAGCAUUCAAAGUUGACAUUUGAAUGGCCACUCUUUGUAAAUUUUAUUUUUCAAGCUUUCACGCUUUUCAUCGCAUCAAAGCUAUCUAGCUAUCUCGCAUCUAGCUAUCGUGACCUAGGAGCCGUUGAUUUUUUCUUUUCCUUCAAGUUGAUGGAUUUGAUAGUUUCUUCACUUGCAUCUAAAUUGUUCAUCUAAGCACUUUUGUGCAUUUUUCGUACGAUUGAAUUGAUAUCUUAGUAGCAUUUAUAAUGAUGAAUCUAUCUGUUAUUGUCUGUUUAAAAAAGAGUCUCCAAAGCUCAGAUUCAAAUUUGGUAGGAAAGCAUAUUUCACCAGUAGGUAAACAUUGAAAUUCGAGUCUUUGACAGUUAACAUGCUUACGCAUAACAAAGAAUAAGUUUCGAGUAGAUUAGUUCAUCUUUGUGCUUAUGGAUGGCUCUAAGUUGCAUUUUAAUUAAAAAUUGCAAGCCCUAAGCAUAUUAAAACUUUCAGUAGCUUUUUCUUAAAAGUGAAUCUUUCAAAAUGCAAACUUCAAUCAUCGAAAUUUGUAUUCUUUCUCAUGCCAAAAUGUUACCUAAAUGCUUUUCCCAACAGUAACACUGAUAUCUCACCUUAGAAUUUGUUUUUUUAGCUCUGAUGUCCUUUCUCUUGCGGGCGGUUACAGAUCUCAAAUUCUUCCGCAGUGCAAGAAUCUUGUCAACAAUAUGAAUUAAAAAAAUCUUGUUUUGUUGAAUUCACAACGUUCUUUGGUUCUUUACCACUGCAAAUGCACUUUCGUGAUAUCACUCUAAUCUGGAGAACAAAUCAUGUGUGAGGUAGUGUGUGUGGUCAUAUAUGCCUAAGUUUUGUACACAUGUAUCUCCGUUUUGGCUGUGAAAAUUUUUGGAGAGUUCCCCAGCAUCAGUUACUGAUUUGCGAAGAGCAAGUCUUGUUCCAAUUCAACAGCUGUUUCCUUUUAAAUUGUACUGGAUGAAUUAUUCCAAUUGUCUGUUAGAGGAUAUCCAUCUCAUUUAUUUGAUAAAGUAAAACAAUAUCUUACAGCCAAAAUGUGAGUUGCCCAAUUUUAGAAAUCAAUGGAAACCUCCUUUAUAAUUUUUAUAAGGACAUAAAACUACUUAAUUUUUUUUUAUUAUUAUUUUUAUUGAUCAAACCAAUCCGUAAUAAUGAAAUAAACAAAGUCUAAAUUUGCAGAAUUUAUAGUUUUCCUCUCACGUAAGGACUACAACAUUUUGCAAUGAGGAUCCAUAAUUUCCGGCUCAAUGUAUGAAAGCACCUAUCUGCGGUCUGACAUGUCAAUACGAAAAGACAGGAUACAAUCCUAUCUUAACCAUGCAGUAUAUCACUUUUCAAUGUCGUAUCGUGCUGCUUUUAGCUUUAAAUAAUUAGACCGCUGUAUAGGGGCAACAAUGGUACAAUUGGUGUUUUAGAAAUUAGCCAGACAUGAAAGUUCCUAUCGCAAAAUGUAGUCCAUUUGAAACAAAUGAGAGCCAUCGAAAUUGAGUGGUGCUGUCUGCUGCAUGCUGUGACAAUAAUGGGCAAGAGUCAAGAUACGUUAAAAGUUGUUUAACAAGUUUGUAAAACUGCAUCUUUUUUUUUUUUUAAACAAAGCUUGGAAAAACUUGAAAUGUUUCCUUAGCCUGCACAAAUCACAAAUUGAAUGUUUUCCGUUACAUUUACCGUUUCAAUAGUAGUGGCAUGGCGUGCAUUGUGAUAUAUCAAUUGAUCUGCCUUUUGAAUCUAUGGAAAAGGAUCGAUAAACAGGGUGUUUGCAAGGAACUCCUUAAUAAGUUAUUUUUUUCCAUAGCUUCAAAUGGGGAAAUAUCGAUAAUCGAUCAUACAUGCAUCGCCUCUGUUCAAUAGGUUUGCUCAAUUUUGUGUCGAGGGUUUUCCAUUCUACUCUCCCCUUUUGUAAAAACUGAACUCCGAUUUGGCUUUUGAAUUAAUAAUUAUAGCGCAUACAUUUCUAAAACUGACAUUUUAUUUUUUAAGAUUUCAAAACUGACCCAGAGUUGUGCAUUUCCCUUAUGAAUCAGACAUCCUGUCUCUUACGAAAAUUGAAGUACAAAUGUUUACUCUCCAAGGUAAUACGUAUUUAGUUGAACCCUAGUCAUAGAACCAUGCUUUGAGACAGUAGCUGCAUAGAUUUAUCUACCUAUAUUCGUGUCCUUAAUAUUACUGAAAAAGGUCCAAUUCAGGUUGUCUCAGUUAAAUAAUUGAGAAUCAUUGUCUUUUUUUUAUUAAUAAGCAUAGAAUUUAAACGUAAGUUCACCUUACAUGGCAAUUAAAUUGCAUGCAAGUGCUCUAUAAAUAGUAAGUUAUUGUUAAUUAUCAUUAAGACGUUAGACUUUGGUCAGUUUGAUGAGCAUCACAAUUGCAGCGUUAGUUUUGAAAAAUCAGACUUGUCAUCUUUUCAAAAUCAACGCUCCUAUUGAAUUCUUUAUUUGAUCGAUACAGCUUUGCACAAUCUGGGAUUUAAAUCCUUUAAUAAAUCAUUUUAGAGCUUUGAAUAUCUUAAAGUUGCUCUCUGUUUUUGCAUCAUUGUAAACUUUUAGGUAAAAUCUCUCUUAAUGGUUGAAUCUGUUCAAUUGUUAAUGAUUUUCCUUUUCAAUUACAUUAUCGGAGAUAAUUGAAUCAAGAUAAUGUAGCGUCUGUUUCUAUCUCUCCACUGCCCUUCAUUGUUUAAUAUAUUCAAUUGAAAUGUAAUGUGAUUUUAUAUCAUCAUCAUUGAUGUACUUAUCCAAAAGUUUUAAGAAGUCCAAGUACCUAUUAAAUUUUAAUUUUUAAGUUGUUCGCUGUGUUUGUGUGAAUCAUUGAUGCAGAGUUUUUAAGCAAGGUAAGGCAAAUUUCCUAGUCUUCCUUGACUUUAAAAUGUGUAAGUUUUAAGAGUAAUUUGUUAAAAAAAAAAUGCCAUUUUUCAGCCACUGAGGUAAGUAGUUUUAACGUUUAUGAGCAAAUCAUCCUCAAACUAAACGAAUUACAACAACACAUUUUUUUUUUUUAAAUUGUACAUAUAACUAUUUUAUUAUUUAUUUUGAGUUAAGAAUUUUUGUUACUUCAGCCUGAUUAAUGGCAAAACAAUUUAAAUAUAUUUUAAAACAUUA
Molecule: messenger RNA, 6064 nt
Organism: Bemisia tabaci
Lineage: Eukaryota; Metazoa; Arthropoda; Insecta; Hemiptera; Aleyrodidae
Source: RefSeq, a predicted model, not a curated record